Molecule: messenger RNA, 1786 nt
Organism: Osmerus eperlanus (European smelt)
Lineage: Eukaryota; Metazoa; Chordata; Actinopteri; Osmeriformes; Osmeridae
Gene: drd3
Product: dopamine receptor D3
Biological process (GO): adenylate cyclase-activating adrenergic receptor signaling pathway; regulation of potassium ion transport; adenylate cyclase-inhibiting dopamine receptor signaling pathway
Cellular component (GO): plasma membrane
Molecular function (GO): dopamine neurotransmitter receptor activity, coupled via Gi/Go; G protein-coupled receptor activity
Source: RefSeq, a predicted model, not a curated record
AUACAGAACGAUUAGUUGGUAAAUCAGCCAUUUUCAAAACCACCCUGCUAGCCACCGCUUAAUAGUGAACUCUUGGGGUUUUCAUUGAGGUUUGCUAGACAGCUCAAACUAAGUAACUGUUCCUUCUUGACAUCCCGUGCGCGCGCCUCUGUUUUACGCGCAACAAGACCAGUAAAGAGAAAGUGAGCCGUAUCAUGUCUUAAAUUGAAUAACUCAAGGUGAAGAAAUCGGAGAAGGUUAAUAUAUAUUUUAUUGAGGAUUUAUGAGUCUCAGACUCGGAGCUCUGGCUGUCUGCACGGAGAUGGGCGCCCCUUCGCUCUCCGUACAGUUGGAGAGGAUACAAACAGACCGGUCAACUUUUAUCUUUCAACUGAUGGAUCACGCCAUGGCAUCUAUUGUGUUCUCCUUUGUGAGAGUCUAAAAGAUCCAUCAUCGAGCCCGUCUCCCAUGUCACCGGGACAUCUCCAUGACGAUGUUUAGCGGCGCAGAGCGGUUCUGGAAUGAGUCGGACUUCCUGUCGGAGGAGCAGGGGAACGGCAGCGCGGCGGGGGCGGGGGGGGAGGCCGAGCUGAACUACUACGCUAUGCUGUACUCGCUGCUCAUCCUGGCCAUCGUGUUCGGGAACGUGCUGGUGUGCCUGGCCGUGCUGCGGGAGCGCUCCCUCCAGACCACCACCAACUACCUGGUGGUGAGCCUGGCCGUGGCUGACCUGCUGGUGGCCUCGCUGGUCAUGCCCUGGGCCGUCUACCUGGAGGUGGUCGGUGGGGCCUGGCUCUUCAGCAGGCUGUAUUGCAACAUCUUUGUCACCCUGGACGUGAUGAUGUGCACUGCCAGCAUCCACCUGUGUGCUAUCAGCAUCGACAGGUACACUGCGGUGACGAUGCCGGUGCUGUACAACACCACCCACAUCAGAAAGAGGGUGUCCGUCAUGAUCGCCACGGUGUGGAUCCUGGCCUUCGCAGUGUCCUGCCCCCUGCUGUUUGGCUUCAACACUACAGGUGAGACACGACACCGGUCUGCAGAUGAUACUCAGAAGGAAAAACAAGACCUGUCCCCCAUCAGGCUCAAAGUGGAGUGCAUGGAGCCCGUCGCCCCGCCGAAGCCCUUCCUCCUGGCCACGUGUCUGAGACGCAAGCGGCCACGUACCGGCCCGGUGGAGAACUCCCUACUGCCCCCGCUGGACACCCAGAACUACUGCAGCAUCAGCCACGCCUCCUGCGGCCCCACAGAGCAGGAAGGGGAGCGGCCCGGGGAGGAGGGGGAGGAGGGCGAGGAGAGCGAGGCCAGGCAGGAGGAGAGACCUCCGGUCCGGCGAAGCUUCGAGGUCAAGGAACUGUCCAAUGGUCGCACCCACACCGCUCUCAAGCCCCUCCCACUCUCCCGCUCCAACCAACCACGUUGCAGGAGCAUGCACACCAGGGAGAAGAAGGCUACAAAGAUGCUGGCCAUUGUUCUUGGGGUGUUCCUAAUCUGUUGGCUCCCCUUCUUCGUGACUCACAUCCUGAACACCCACUGCAGGACGUGCUACGUGCCUCCAGAGCUCUACAGCGCCUUCACCUGGCUGGGCUACGUCAACAGCGCCCUCAACCCUGUCAUCUACACCACCUUCAACAUUGAGUUCCGACGAGCUUUCAUCAAGAUCCUCAGCUGCUGAGUGGCCAGGACUCCUGUCCGUCACUCUGGCCACGCCCCUUUGUCCCUCAGGCCUGGGGAGCGCUCCAGAGCCCAGGCCCACACAGACACGGGGACGUGCCGACUGUUGGGGUGUGAAUGACCCGGGACAGCG